AUGGUAACCAAAUACAUGACUCCAGUGAUAACAGCAAAAGGUAAUAUUACCUAUGAAAGUCACGCAUCGAACGUCGAACAAUUGCAAUUUAUCAUUGCAAAGGAAUCUAUCAAAGGGCGCGCUAAGCAUCCAAACGUAACUUUCGCCAUUCAGAUCACUCGGAAAUCAUGCAAGGCUAUAAAAUUAUGUUUCGGGAAUAAAACCAAUUUGUUCCGUCAUUUGGAUUUACUCUCGAAGGUAAAGUUUGGCGAAACAGGCUAUAAUAGGAAGUUGAGCCAGGAAGUUUUUGCACUAGUGGAGCGAUCAGCAUAUGAAGUAGAUGCAUGUUCGGGAAUGACGGUAAUCGAGUGGGAAUUCCCGAGAUUAUGGACAUGGAGCAAUACGAGCCAAGAAAAGGGAUACAUGCAUUACUCAGCUGUAUACAAAGGUGGAGUGCCAAGCAGUUAUCGUACUAAAAUGAGUGGUAUGUCAAACGUAGAAACAAUUAUCAUACAUAACGAUCUCUAUUCAAAACCACAGAAACUUGGUUUGGAAGUACGACAUGGGCCAACACUUUUCAACAACCCUGUGGAUGAAACAACACCUGCCUACACCACAUUUUAUGAAACAUUCGAUCUAUGGUCCAAAUCAAAAGAAUUAUAUUUUGUUUUAGCACAAGAUGCUAAUAAAUGCGGUGCUCGUUUUUCAGCACCAUUGACCACUCAUACAUUCAUGAAACGAGAUGUUAUUUUCAAUUUCCGUCCUGGAAUAGUAUAUCGCGUCAGAAAAGGUGUGAAUAUCUGGUCCAUGCCCCUUGGUUUCAUUGUUGGUACCUGCGUGGGAGUUUUUGGAGCUGGUUUUUUGUUGUGCCGAAAUUCCAAAAGCUAUUAUAAACGGUGGAAUGUGCAGAUGAAGAAAACAUAUGGGAAAUUCGCAACUGCCGACAUGACAACAGUGGGAGGUCAUACACAAGCAACUACAGGCGGCGGCAUAUCUCAAAUGACAGGAGCAUCACAGAUUGGCGAUACCACGAUGGGUUCUCCCAGUAAUAUUGGAGAUGUAUCGCAAGGUAAGUGAUGCGACAUUGUUCAAUUUAUCAAAUGAAGCCACUAUUCUCUGUUUAAUAUAUAAUGUUGUUAUUAAAACAAAUGAUAACUCUGGUAUAGAGAUGAAUUGGUCGCAAAUAAAUGUGUUGUCAAUAAACGACAAAUAAACUAAUGCCAUCCAUCCUUCGUUCUUUUACGCUGUUUAUUUUAAGUUUUAAUACGAAGGCUUUAAUUUAUGCCAAUUUCAAUGUACUUUAAAUUAAAUCAAAUGGUCA
Loa loa (African eye worm) is the source of this 1300-nucleotide messenger RNA. RefSeq lists its product as hypothetical. NCBI's taxonomy places the organism in Eukaryota, Metazoa, Nematoda, Chromadorea, Rhabditida, Onchocercidae. The transcript has 9 exons. The record is from RefSeq and is a predicted model, not a curated record. The coding region runs from base 1 to 1056 and encodes 351 amino acids.